This is a messenger RNA of Aspergillus pseudonomiae, 591 nucleotides long. RefSeq lists its product as uncharacterized. The coding region runs from base 1 to 591 and encodes 196 amino acids. The transcript is spliced from 8 exons. The record is from RefSeq and is a predicted model, not a curated record. NCBI's taxonomy places the organism in Eukaryota, Fungi, Ascomycota, Eurotiomycetes, Eurotiales, Aspergillaceae.
AUGCCAUGUCUCUCCAUGGAAGCAUUCAGUCCCUUAUACACGACACAACAUGGCAAGACAGGAUAUUUUGCCGGUUCCAACUCAUACUGGAUUGGAUUCCAGAAGAACAACGACGAUGUGGAUCUCGUGUUCAGUCACUUGCAGAAAUAUGGUCUCAAGAUCCUUCGUCCUAUCGAUGGCUUAAAGCACGGUAUUAAGUUGAUUAUUAACUUUGUUAACUUCUGGGAUGACUACAAUGAUAUUAAUACCUAUAUUAAGACCUUCGUCUACCGCGCUUAUAUCAAGGUAGUCAUUUCGCGGUACAGCGACUCUACCGCUAUCUUUGGCUAUAGAAGCUAUCUAUAUCAAUACUCUAAAGAAAGUAAUUUUAUUAAAAACCUGGCUAUUCCUAUAAUUAACUUUAGAAUCUUCCAUCUCUAUCCAAGUAGCUAUAAGUCUAUAUUAAUUACCUUAUACGGGGUAGCCUACAAGGCGGCUAGAAAGCCUUACCUAUUCGAGGAGUAUAGAGUAAUCUUAGACUAUUAUACUAUUGAGAAACCUUGGCAAAACACAGCACUUAACAUAACUGCUAUCUCAGAGAACCUCUACUAG